GAGGUUGACCGUGUUCGUCAGAUGGACAGUAGCCACGACGCCCCGGCUCCCUCGAGACGUGGGCGCCAAGAAGAGACCGACAGCAACAAACAGCAUCGCGAAGCGGUGCGCACAAGUCCACACCCACACCCACACAGACACACAAACUCAUUGAUGUGUGUCGCUGGUCAGGUGCCUGAUGAUGACGGCGGCGCCAAGAAGCGUAGACGCGUAGACAUCGGCCCUGCAGCUGGUGGUGGUGGUGCUGGUGGACACAGUGGAGGUACGCAAAGCAUCGGCUGCUGUUGGUGGACUGCACAUCGUCAUGACCCUCCUGUGCUGUGUGUUGUGGUGCCUUCAGGUGGCUCGGUUGGUGCGGGUGGUGCUGCGGCAGAGUCACAGCAGCAACAGGGAGGUGCCAUCUCACUGUCGGCAGAUCUGACGGCCCCCAUGCAGCACCCCAACCAGCAGCAGCAGCAGCAGCACCCCGUGUGGUACGUCUGCGCCCACCGCGGCAGCGAUUUUCCGCUGCGGGAUGUGCUGCAUCUGAGGAAGACCUGCAAAUGGGCCAGCGGCCUCUUCGGAGCGCCUCAGCUGCGGCAGCUGCUCAGCCAAUGGACAACUGACGAUGAACUCAGCACACAGGCGGGGCUGCGACGGACGGCCAACGGACAGCAGCUGCUGACAUUCGACGACCAGCAGAUGGGCGAGGGUGACCUGCUGGCAGCGCUGUGUGUGGCGGAGGCGGGCGGCUGGAGUGAGAUGAGCGAGGCGGUCGAGCUGGCGGGGCAGUGCGGCAACUGCCAGCUGCCUGUGAGGCUCACUGCGGCCGAUCUGCACCAAUACCCAAACAAGACGGUAAGCCAACCGAGUGAGGGAGGGAGGAAGGGAGGGAGAGAGGGAGGGAGGAUGGCUUUCAAUCGGUGUGUGGUGUGUUGAUGUGUUGUGUGUGCAGGCGUAUUUGGCCGCUCCCCGUGUGUUGGCUCAGCUCAAGAUGGUCGGCCCCCACAUCCACUUCGGCGACAACACGACCUUUGAGCUCUUCCGCUACGGCAACACACUGCGGGCCAUCAAGAACCAGGCCGCCUACGAGAUGGACAUCAACCCGCCCCUCCCUGCCAACCACCUCUACCAACAGCACCGACAGCAGCACGACCCGCCAGUCCGCAGCCGCAUCGGAUAUGCCCCGUCUGCGGGCUGGGUGGUGGCCGUGACUCCUUACAACUACUCAUCUGUGUCGUCGUUUGUCAAGAGCAUCGUCAUCGACCACUUCGCGGGCACUCACCAGAUCAACACCACUGCCCGUACAAUGGACAGGUCAGGCAGGGCAUCACUCUGUUUGGCCAUUGCCACGUCACAUACGAGUGUGUGUACGUUGUGUGUGUGUGUGUGUCAGGCAUGUCGACAACAACCAGCUGCACACCCUCAUGACGCAGUCCCCCCACACACCAGUGGAGGGGUGCACCACGACCACAUCAUUCCGCCUCACUGACUUUUUCGCUUACCGUCGUCUCGUCCUGACGGGCACCGGCCGCUCGUUCGUCGCAUGGAUCACCGUCGAGCUCCACCAACAUCGGUCAGCCCAGCUCGGCACAGCGAGGGGGAGGGAAUGCGGUGUCACUCUUAUCUCUGUCCUCUGCUGUCAUUUGGUUGCAGUGAGUGUUAAGGUCUUCACCACCGAGUCGGCUGUGUCUGGUGUGGGCGGCGCCUUCAAGGACCGCUUCCCAGUGACUUAUCGGCUGGCGCGUGCGGUGCUGGGGACCGUCAUCUCAGCCAGGAUCUUCGGCCAAUAGCCAGCUGAGGUAUGUGUGCAUCAAACACGACUGAGACGAGCAGGUGAUGCCGACACGACGUACCCAAUGGUGUGCCUUCUAUCAUUCGGUGUGUGUCAGGCCGGGCGGCGGUGCUGAUAUUGGAGCGAUCCGCCCGACAUAUUCUCUCUCGCCAGUGUGGGUUACCGGUAGAUAGAGGCGGGCGGGCGGGGACUUCCUCUCGAGCCGUGUGGUCGUGUGGUGCCAUGGUGUUGGGUGAUGGAUAGCUGGAUGGCUCGAUGGAAUGCCUCUUCCUCUCCUCAUGACACGUAAAGCUGUCAAUCGUUUCCUUACACCUCUCUGCCCGUCCGUCUGUCUGUCUGUCUAUCUCGCUCGGCCCUUUCUCUCUGUCGUGCUGCUGUCCCCUCCCCUCCGCUCCCCUCUCCCACUGCUCCCCCUCAUGUGCAGUGGCCGACCAGACCGGUGAGGUGUGUGUGGGUCGGAGAGAGAGGACAGACAGACAGCACCAGAGGGGAGAUGGGCAUACACAGCAAGGCACACACACGGUGGCCUGAUUGAAGUUAAAGGGCGGUAGGUGCUGAUGCCCUCGGCGAGCCCAAAGGCAGGCAGACAGACAGACAGCCAGACAGCCAGAUGGAAUGAUGAACGUGUUUAGUUGCAUUGAGUGAGAGGAACGGUGUGCGUUUGAUGGACGGCCGUAUGGGGGAUGUGUGUGUUCGUAUGGCUGAAUGCCUGGCUUUGCAAUGCAACGAG
This is a messenger RNA of Vitrella brassicaformis, 2504 nucleotides long. The record is from the annotation of a GenBank genome assembly. Lineage: Eukaryota; Vitrellaceae.